GGCAGUUUCAGCUUACUCGCGAACCGGAUUUAGCUGGAAGUCAGCUAAAUUGGCAUUGCCAAUACGAGCAGCAGCAGCAACAACAACCACAUUAAGUGGGAGAUAUAAUCUUUACCGAUUUCAAUUUGCAGUGUCUAUCUCGUCGUCGUGUACUAAAAACGCCUUGUAGGCCAGGCCAAUACCAACAACAAGUGCAACAAGUGAAAGCGAUUACAACAAAUAAACAUGCCACCCGUGCAAGUCCAGGCCGUCAAUAUGUCGCUGGGUGCAAUGCAUUGUACGCGUUGCGCCGAUGGUUUCGAACCCACCGAGAAGAUUGUCAACUCUAAUGGAGAACUCUGGCACACGCAGUGCUUUGUCUGUGCCCAAUGCUUCCGACCAUUCGAGGAUGGCAUCUUCUAUGAGUUCGAGGGACGUAAAUAUUGUGAACGUGAUUUCCACGUGCUGUUUGCUCCGUGCUGCAAUAAGUGUGGUGAAUUUGUUAUUGGACGCGUCAUUAAGGCCAUGUCAGCCAGUUGGCAUCCACAAUGUUUCCGCUGUCAAUUGUGUGCCAAAGAGCUUGCGGAUUGCGGAUUCAUUAAGAAUCAGAAUCGUGCUCUAUGCCACGAAUGCAAUGCCAAGGUUAAGGCAGAGAUAACCGGAAGAUAUAUGUGUCAGAAAUGCCAUGGCCUCAUCGAUGAAGAACCUUUGCGUUUUCGCGGAGAAGUCUAUCAUGGUUAUCAUUUUAAUUGCACAGCCUGCGGCACUGAAUUGGAUUCCACUGCGCGUGAGGUCAAGAGUCGUCCUGGCUUAGCAGCCAAUGAUAUGAAUGAAUUGUAUUGCUUGCGCUGUCACGAUAAAAUGGGAAUUCCCAUUUGUGGCGCCUGUCGACGACCCAUUGAGGAGCGUGUGGUCACUGCCUUGGGCAAGCACUGGCAUGUCGAGCAUUUUGUGUGUGCCAAAUGCGAGAAACCAUUUCUGGGUCAUCGGCAUUAUGAAAAGCGUGGUCUGGCCUACUGUGAGACGCAUUAUCAUCAAUUGUUUGGCAAUUUGUGCUUUGUCUGCAAUCAGGUGAUUGGAGGAGAUGUUUUCACUGCUUUAAAUAAGGCCUGGUGUGUCCAUCACUUUGCCUGCUCGGUGUGUGAUACAAAGAUGACUCAGAAAUCGAAAUUCUAUGAAUAUGAUGAGAAACCUGUAUGCAAGAAAUGCUAUGAACGCUUCCCCAAUGAGUUGAGGCGUCGUUUGCGCACUGCCCACGAAAUGACAAUGAAGAAGAAUGUCUAGUUUGAAGCUCUAUGCCAAUUUGAGACCAAAACACAGUGCCUUUUUGUCUAUUAACUAAAUACAUACUAAAAAAUGCCUUUCUCCCGCUCUCACAUAAUUAAUUGUAUGUGUAUGUGUAUCUAAUCCAGCUAAGCAACAACAAAACAAAUCAGAUAUGUAUUAACAGCUUUUAAUGUUGUUAUUUAAUUUGAACUUUUUAUUUAUAUACAUAUAUUAUAUAUGAAUGUUUUUUGUAAUAUGAAUUUAAAUAUAUUAUUCUUUCCAUAUAUGGAAAUAAUAAGAAGGCAUUUGAGUGUUAACUUAUUAGCUACAAAUUUGAAUUAAACCAAACCAGGUCAAAUGGUAUCGGAAUGAUUGUCUGGAAUUUAUAAAACUUUGACACUCUUGACAAAUAAUUAAACAAAAAAUGUAAACGAAUAGUUUUAUGAUAAUUAUGGAUCAAUUAAUUUAGCCAGACAGCGAAGAGAAUAUUUAUAUACUAAAGCGCAAGAUGAACGCGUUCAAGCAAAGAAAAAGCAUCAAGAAAGCACUGAAAAUAAUAUAAAAAUUAAUAAGCCUGUCAAUUAUGCACAUAUAACCAAAGGCUUCACUGUGGACAAUUCGCUGAAGUAUGUCAUUAAAGGUGGAGAAAACGCAGCUGUUAAUGAUGACUAUAUCUACGCUGGUUGUGAAGACCCAAAAAUCAUGUUAACCACAUCGCACGAUGCCUCGUCGCGAAUGAAAAUUUUUAUGAAAGAACUUCGCCUGAUUUUACCCAACACCCAGCAGAUGAACAGAGGCAAAUACAAGAUGAGAAUGAAUGAAGAAUGCAUGAGACCGUGAUGCAUGCAUUAUAAUUGUACAUGGACACCGUGGUGUACCGGAUGGCCUCGUUGUUUGUCACCUUCCUUAUGGUCCUACUGCAUUUUUCAAUAUAUCUGAUGUUGUGAUGCGGCAUGAUAUUCCUGAUAUUGGUAAAAUGGGCGAGCAAAAGGCUCAUUUAAUAUUUCGACGCCAUAAAUAUAAAUACGUAAAUUGAGAAUUGGAGCUUAAAGAAGUUGGACCGAGAUUUUAAUUGAAGCUAUAUCAAAUUAAACUGAGUACAUUGGAGAAUAUUAAAGCAGCCGAUUCCGAAUGGGUUAAUCGUCCAUAUUUAAAUUCAUCUGUAAAAAACAAAAUAUUUUCUAACGAUUCUGGCAUUCCAAAUAAGAAGUCGACGGAUUAAAAUAAAUUCUAAUAGAAUA
Molecule: messenger RNA, 2486 nt
Organism: Drosophila willistoni
Lineage: Eukaryota; Metazoa; Arthropoda; Insecta; Diptera; Drosophilidae
Gene: stck
Product: LIM and senescent cell antigen-like-containing domain protein 1
Exons: 7
Coding region: 226-1263 (345 amino acids)
Biological process (GO): cell-cell adhesion; positive regulation of substrate adhesion-dependent cell spreading; cell-cell junction organization
Cellular component (GO): focal adhesion; cell-cell junction; cytoplasm
Source: RefSeq, a predicted model, not a curated record